CCGUGCUGUUCAUUUGUGCAGCACCAUGGCUGGACGAAUUGGAGCCUUCUUGAAGAACGCCUGGGCCAAGGAGCCAGUGAUCACAGUUUCAUGUGCAAUUGGACUAAUGGCGGUUAUCUUGCCUAUAGUGAGUCCUUAUAGAAAAUAUUCUGGAAUGAUCAACGAAGCUGUUCCAUACAACUACCCAGUUCCGGUCAGAGAUGAUGGAAAUAUGCCUGAUGUCCCAAGUCACCCAUGUGAUCCCCAGGGACGCAGCCUCGAAUGGCUCAAAAACUUUUAACACCCAGAACCAUUCCUGUACAUACCACACUCUCCUGCUUGUUCUUGCUGGCUGCUGUUGAACAUAAUCAAUAAAAAUCUUUAUUUAAUUACA
Molecule: messenger RNA, 373 nt
Organism: Megalops cyprinoides (Indo-Pacific tarpon)
Lineage: Eukaryota; Metazoa; Chordata; Actinopteri; Elopiformes; Megalopidae
Gene: ndufa3
Product: NADH:ubiquinone oxidoreductase subunit A3
Exons: 4
Coding region: 26-280 (84 amino acids)
Cellular component (GO): mitochondrial inner membrane
Source: RefSeq, a predicted model, not a curated record